GGCGCACAGUGUUGGACAAACUGAGUGCGCUCCGUUUCAAACCGCUCCUGAACAUUUCCGGGUGUUUCAGACUUUUACUGACUUUUUUAGAUCUUCAGAUCAAAACUCUGUUUUGUUUCUCAUGUUUCGAGUUGACGGAGGAGCUGGACAGACGGAGCUGGACAGACGCGUUAAAGUCAGACUGAACCCUCCGUGCGGACCUCAAACAAAGAAGAAAAAAGACUGAACCAAAGGAGAAUGGACGGAGCAGAGCAGAACGGAGACUCCACCUGUCCUCCACCCGCAGGAAGACACACGGGCACUCCUCCUCCACCCGCAGUAACUCCUCCUCCACCCGCAGUAACUCCUCCUCCACCUCCAGUAAGACACACGGGCACUCCUCCUCCACCCGCAGUAACUCCUCCUCCACCUCCAGUAAGACACACGGGCACUCCUCCUCCACCCGCAGUAACUCCUCCUCCACCCGCAGUAAGACACACAGACACUCCUCCACCUGCAGUAACUCCUCCUCCACCUCCAGUAAGACACACGGGCACUCCUCCUCCACCCGCAGUAACUCCUCCUCCACCCGCAGUAAGACACACAGACACUCCUCCACCUGCAGUAACUCCUCCUCCACCUCCAGUAAGACACACGGGCACUCCUCCUCCACCCGCAGUAACUCCUCCUCCACCCGCAGACUUGAAUAAAGACCAGUCACCACCUGAAGGGGGCGCUCCAGCCUCUACACCUGAAGGGGGCGCUCCACCCUCUACACCUGAAGGGGGCGCUCCACCCUCUACACCUGAAGGGGGCGCUCCACCCUCUACACCUGAAGGGGGCGCUCCAGCCUCUACACCUGAAGGGGGCGCUCCACCCUCUACACCUGAAGGGGGCGCUCCAGCCUCUACACCUGAAGGGGGCGCUCCACCCUCUACACCUGAAGGGGGCGCUCCACCCUCUACACCUGAAGGGGGCGCUCCACCCUCUACACCUGAAGGGGGCGCUCCACCCUCUACACCUGAAGGGGGCGCUCCACCCUCUACACCUGAAGGGGGCGCUCCAGCCUCUACACCUGAAGGGGGCGCUCCACCCUCUACACCUGAAGGGGGCGCUCCAGCCUCUACACCUGAAGGGGGCGCUCCACCCUCUACACCUGAAGGGGGCGCUCCUCAGCUCACAGAACAGACCGAGAUGAGCGAAGAUUUGCCGGGGGCCCCUCCGAGCAGCGACUCCGGGGGCCCCAUCGUGCUCCAGAGCAGCAACAAGAAUCCAGCGAGUGAGAAACUGGAGCGAGUCCGGAAAUGGAGCAUCACCACCUACAAAUGCACACGUCAGGCUCUGUCGGAGAAGUUGGGCCGUGGAUCUCGGACCGUGGACCUGGAGCUGGAGCCUCGUCUGGAGCUGCUCAGAGACGACCGGCGGCGCUACGACCACGUGACCAAACUCACGCAGACGCUGGCCAAUCAGAUCACUCAGCUCUCCGUUACCCAGAAGGCACUGGGGGAUGUGUUUUCUGAGCUCAGCGUCAAAACACCGACACUUCACGUGGAGUUCGGGUUGAACGCGGAGGCGCAGAGGUUUCUGUGUAAAAGCGGAGAGACGCUGGCCGCCGCCGUGAACUCCUUCACCUCCGACAUGAACACGCUCAUCAACAAAACCAUCGAGGACACGAUGAGCAACGCCAAACAGUACGAGGCCGUCAGGAUGGAGUACGACGCGUACAGAGUGGACCUGGAGGAGCUGAACCUGGGGCCCCGGGGCCCCGGGACACUCCCCAAACUGGAGCAGGCCCAGAGGAGCUUCAGUCUGCACCGGGACAAGUACCAGAGGAGCAGAGACGACCUGAACGUCAAACUGAAGCUGCUCCAGGAGAACAAGGUGAAGGUUCUUCAUAACCAGCUGUGGCUCUUACAUAACACCGUGGCGUCUCACUGUUUGAACUGUCACCGCUUCCUCCAGAACAACAUGCUCCAGGCUCAGACCCUGAGCGGCGCCCCCAGCUGGUUGGAGGAGUCAUGACCACGCGCCGCCGCCUCUGUGUGCCAUUUAUGUUCUGUGUGCGGCUCGUUUACAGCGGAGAUGUGCCGAAGUCGACCAAAAACACGUCAAAGAACGAGUUAUUUUCACAUUCACCAGAUAUUUUUGAUGUUCAUAUUUGUAUAAACUGUUCACUGGUCCCUCGUUUAUGGCGGGGGUCACGUUCUAAAAAUAACCCACAACAGGCGAAAUCUGUAGUAUCAGCUUUAUUUUUUACAUUAUUCUCUCUGUUUUUGUCUGUAAAACCCCUCACCACACACUUUAUACACUUUUCUCACACAGGCGUUAACAUUUUCUCACAUUUCUCUCUCGUUUAAACUCUCUCAAAGUUCAAACCUUCGUAGGCGUCUUUGUCGGUGCAGAACGUUUCAUCGACAUUGUGGGUUUUGUCGGGGAGAAAACAAAUUGCAAACGUACAGCACUUCAGAGUCACACUGAGAUCCAACGUUUAUGUAAAUUUGUCUGAACACAUUCUGUACUGGACAGGAGACACGGCACGGAGGAAACUGAUGGACAAUGGUCUACAGUCCAACAGCCAAUCAGGACGCACGACACAAUGGUCUACAGUCCAACAGCCAAUCAGGACGCACGACACAAUGGUCUACAGUCCAACAGCCAAUCAGGACGCACGACACAAUGGUCUACAGUCCAACAGCCAAUCAGGACGCACGACACGAUGGUCUACAGUCCAACAGCCAAUCAGGACGCACGACACAAUGGUCUACAGUCCAACAGCCAAUCAGGACGCACGACACAAUGGUCUACAGUCCAACAGCCAAUCAGGACGCACGACACAAAACACAAAACUCUCUGUACCUGCUGCUGUCAGACUCGUCAUUUUGGUUUUAAAUGUUCAUAUUAACCCUCUACAUGAUCCUGCUCCUCUCCUCCUUUCCGCUCCCCCUCUCCUCCUCUGCUCUUUUUCUCCUCUCCUGCCUUCCUCCUCCCUCUCCUCUCUACAUCCUCUCCACCUCAACCUUUCCUCCUCCUCUUCUCCUCUUCCUCUCUUAUCCCCCUCUCCUCCUCCCCUUGUCCUCCUCCCCCUCCUUUUCCUCUCCUCUUCUCCUCCUCUUCUCGUUUCCUCCUCUCUCUGUUUUUUUUAAAUUUCACUAUUGUGUCUGUAAAUCCAGAUCUGAACAUUAAUAACAGACACAUCAGGUCCUUCUUUCCCCGAGGUCGCUCCUGUUAGCGUUAGCAACAGGUUUGAUUGACAGCGUGUGUAUGUCUAUGGCGGAAUGUUCAGCGGUUACCAUGGUGACACAACGCACACAUUAGCAAACACACCCAAUAUUAGCCCGAAACUCACGAAUAAACACAAAAGUGAUUUAAAGAGACACAUGUUCAGGAGCCUGUGAUCAACCCGAGCUCAUGGUGCUGUUUAAGAGUUUUACACUAAAAGGAGAGAAAAAAUCUGUUGGCUAAUGCUAAUGCUAAUGCUAAUGCUAACUAGCCUGUAAUGUUAUUUGAGAGGGAUUUGUUUAACAGCACAAAGCAGCUCGUCUGUUUAAGUUCAGAUAAGCUGAGCUGUUAACUUGAAAACUACCACGUGAUGACCUCACAAGGUGGACACCACAUGAUGACCUCACAAGGUGGAACCGAGCGUUUCCCUUUUCCCUGAAGUGACCCCAAACUUUACAAAGGACCAAAGAAACACUUCCAGACUUUUUCCUGUUGAAAAGUCCAUGUUAUUUCUGAAAAAAUGUCAUUAAAAUGUUGUAAAUGUG
This is a messenger RNA of Periophthalmus magnuspinnatus, 3743 nucleotides long. RefSeq names its product arfaptin-1-like. Gene Ontology annotation, biological process: intracellular protein transport; regulation of Arp2/3 complex-mediated actin nucleation. The transcript is spliced from 8 exons. Gene Ontology annotation, molecular function: phospholipid binding; protein domain specific binding. Gene Ontology annotation, cellular component: trans-Golgi network membrane. Lineage: Eukaryota; Metazoa; Chordata; Actinopteri; Gobiiformes; Gobiidae. The record is from RefSeq and is a predicted model, not a curated record. The coding region runs from base 238 to 2001 and encodes 587 amino acids.